AUGGAAUCGCGGAAGGUGCGAAAAUCAUGGUUCGGUACAAAUAGAAGUCCGUUGUGUAUAGCGUCUCCAAAUCGAAAUCUUAAUGAUUCAACAGUCGCAAAAUCUUAUAUUAUUAAAGAGCAGUCAGAAUCUGACCAGACUGCUGAACAAGAUGAAAAAGUGGGUGGAGCGGAAUUGUAUGGUAGCAAUCAUGAAGUGACUUUACUCGCCGAUGAAAAUGAAGUUCCUUUCACAGUGAACAUCUCUGACACUCUUUCUGUAUCCAUGUUCUCUCGAAAAGCUGUGGUAGAUUUUGGUACGACCAACUUUACAGGAAAGUCACUGACUCGUUUCUUAUUGUUAGUAAACGAUUUUGAUGACGAACAAUCGGUGAUGAUUCAACGUGGUCUCCCGGAAAACGAAUUCACUAUUGAUUGGAUAACUUCAGAAACCGACGAUUUUACUAAUCGGCCAAUUCAUCCUGCGGCAUCUAAACGAAUCAGUCUCCAACCCCUCCACGGUCAAUCUCUCAUGAGGAUAACAUGGAAUCCUAUCCGCAAUUCUGUCUCAGAUGAUGCUUAUAUUUUCCAUCAUGUGAUUCAAUUUCGCGUAAAUGAUGCAUACGUUAUCCAGGCUUUGGUUGUUGGUCGUUUGUUACCACCUGAAAGACCUAGUCGCUCUAAGUUUCUCGCUCCUAAAAGAACCACAACAAAUCGAUUUCCUCAUCGACCCACUUGGAUUAAAACUCCUUGUUCAAAUUCCUCUGUAGGCAGUUCUAAGAUUGAUAUCAAAAAUAAGAGUACUAACGAACAUUCCAUUUCUCCAGUGUCCGAAGUUCAUCAUCACAUAAAUUCGUCGUUUUCUGCACAACCUUCAGCCGUCCAAGAUCAAAGCUGUGCUUCCACUGAUCGCACCACUUCUAGUUUCAUAUUUGAAAAACCUCAGAAUACUGAUUUUUGUAGUUCACACGCAACUGAAAAAUCUUUGGUUGAUGAUUUGAAUACAGAUAGCUUUCAAUUUAAAACAACAGAAAAUCGGCGUCGAUCAAGUUCACAACCGACAACCGGCACUCCCACUAGAAACUUGUCCGUUUUCAGUAGAUUUCACGAGAUGAGAGAGCUAAGUUCAUCUAGACAAUCAAUGACUGGAUCUUGUAAGUUACAGUCAGAGACAAGUUUUACAACGGAUGCGAACUUUUUGAACUGCACUGCGACGGCGUUUGUUUCACCGAAGCUUGUACGUUCACCUGCUUUGAAAGGAGUUAAAACAACAGAAAGUCGACGUCGAUCAAGUUCACAACCAACAACCGGCACUCCCACUAGAAAUCUGUCCGUUUUCAGUAGAUUUCACGAGAUGAGAGAGCUAAGUUCAUCUAGACAGUCAAUAACUGGAUCUUGUAAGUUGCAAUCAGAGACAAGUUUUACAACGGAUGCGAACUUUUUGAACUGCACUGCGACGGCGUUUGUUUCACCGAAGCUUGUACGUUCACCUGCUUUGAAAGGAGUCACUUGUGGACCUUUAUCCACCUACAAAAAGAAACAGGAUGGUAAUCUAUUUUACACUAAUGUAACCUCUGUUUUAUCCGAAAUGAGUGUUUAUGGUUUGACUCAAUGGUUGAAUAGUGUAUUUGCUCCGUGUAUCGCAGCUAAUAGUUACAACGGACAUCCGACAAAUUUGUCCAAGGACAUUUGUACAGUUGGAUCAAGUAUGUAUCACUCGGCAGUGGAAAAAGCAGUUGAAUUAUUAACUUCAACUAAUAUUAUGGCUCCUGGAGAACGCAUUGAACGUGAAGUAGACAAUGGAAAGUUAACACCUAUCCAACUACUAUCAUUUCGUGUUGAUAAAGGUUCGCAACGUCGAAUUCAAGAUUAUUUGAUAUUAAAUUAUGCUCCCAUCUGGCUUCAUCUUACUUUGGAUGCAUUAACUAGCUCAUCCUCAACUCAGUCUAAUUCAUCAGUCACAUCACACAAUAAUGACCAGCCGUACUCUGAAGAUAACAAAAUCGGGUGUACAACCUGUUUAUCCAAGAAAAUACACAAUUACCUUUUCGAUUCUCUCGCCCUAAAUAAACCAGUUUUACCGAUCAAACAGGCUGCUAAUAAUAAAAUAUUAAAACAGUCGUCUCAUCAUACAGCUAGAAACGAUUCGAACUCGACAAAAUCAAAUAAACCACCAAAUCGUGAUAUCCUAUAUAAUCGUCAUGUCAUCAAACGAUUCAUUAUUUUUAUUUGGAUUAUAGAUUCUUUUAAAAGUCACAUGUUAAUCAAAUAUGAUCCAUGCUUAUUUCGUAUUAAAUCUCCCAUAAAAUCCUCUUCAUCGCUCUUAUUAUCGUUUGCACAAAAUUUUCUUCAUGGUGAAAAUAAUCUUGUUCGUCAUUUAGCCUGUCUGGGAGCACAAGUCACAGUAAAUCAAACACCAUUGGAUGAAUAUCAAUUCACAGUUGAAAACUUGGCUGUAGACUUAAGGGAUGGUGUUCGUUUGGUGAAACUUGCAGAAUUAUUGCUUCCUACCUUGUCUACUGAUAAACCAUCUACUAUCGUCAGACAGAAUAGUCCUAUGUCGAUGGUUCGAUUCCCUGCUAUAAGUCGCCUUCAAAAAAUACACAAUGUUGGAGUUGCUUUAAAGUCAUUUGAACAGUAUGGUCGAAUCUCAAUGGCAGACGGGAGCUUAAUUGAUCCUCGUGAUAUUGUUGAUGGACAUCGAGAAAAAACCCUUACACUACUUUGGUGCUUAUUGUUACGUCAUCAAGUUCUGGCCUUACUUGAUCAUUCAGCAUUAGAAAAUGAAAUUCACUCUCUUGAAACAAGUAUCACCUCAAUCAAUACAGAUAAAUGUAUGAAUGAAUUUAAUAAUAUCAAAUUAAGCAUGUCCACUAACAAUAAUGUAAAUGAUGAUAAAGAUCAUUUGGCUCAUUUCAAAUUACUCUACUGGGCUGCCUUAGUUUGUCAUUUGUAUAAUGUUCCGGUAAUUAGUUUGGAUGAAUCGUUUACAGAUGGCAGAGCUUUAUGUUAUCUGUUACAUCAUUAUUUACCAACUGUUUUACCUCAAGGUUUAAUUCGUCAAUGCACAACAUACACUAAUAACUUGUCAGUUCCUCUGCCAGAUUCCUUACUUAUACGUAACAAUCUUUUCAAUUUAUCGUUGUUUCAAAAGAAACUCUCAGUUCUAGGCGAUGUUCCACUGCUUCUUUCUACUCCAAUUUCAUCGGCUAAUUUUAGUAAUAUUCUUCCACCUGGAUUAGUUAUCACUAUUUUAGCCUAUUUGGCUAACAGAUUGGUUGUUGGUCCUUCAGAGAAACACAAAUUAAAUCUGCUUAUUCGUGAUAAUGCUGCAUCGAUUAUUCAAAAUGCAUGGCGCCGUUUUCAAGAUUAUGUUACUUUCUCAAAGUUGAAAUUAGUACCCUAUGGAAGGGAAUGGCGUAAUGAAAGAAAGAGAAUUAAAGCAUGCACUACCAUCCAAGCAUUUGUACGUGGUUAUCUUGUUCGCAAACAAGUCACACAGAUCAAAUCUUUGAGAAAUACUGCUGCAACAAUAAUACAGUCUCAUGUUCGUCGAUUUUUGACUCGAUGUUAUCUUGAAAGCCUUCACAAAUCUGCUACCUUAAUUCAAAGCACUUGGCGUGGUUACCAAGCACGCCGGAAUUAUACCCUAUUAAGAAAGUUCUGUAUUACACUUCAAGCAUUUUCACGAGGAUUCUUAGCUCGCAGAUAUGUUGCACAUUUGCAAGAACAACAACACACUGCAGCAAUAAUAAUACAAUCUCAUUUUCGAAAAUUAAUUGUUCAACGUACUAUAAAACACUGGCAUGAAUCAGCUAUCCGAAUUCAAAGUGCCUGGCGUUGUUAUCAUAUUCAUCAAAAAUACAUGAAAUUGAAAUAUGCAUGUUUAACAAUUCAACGAUAUGUACGCGGGUAUUAUGCUCGUAGAUUUGUUGCAGAGAUACGUUCAAAAAGAAAUUUGGCAGCUACUGUAAUUCAGUCAUAUUUCCGAAGUUAUUUGGUUAGACGUGAAAUUUCUCAUUGGCAUGCUGUAGCAAUUCAAAUUCAGAGUAGAUGGCGUGGUUAUUUCCAUCGACAACGAUUCCUGUCCUUAAAAUCGUGGUGUAUCACUAUUCAAAAACAUGCACGAGGUUAUUUGGCCCGACAUCGUCUUGCAACAAUCCAAUAUAAAAGGAAUUCAGCAGCCACAAUUAUACAAUCACAUUUUCGUAAAUAUUUAGUAUUACGUGAAAUCAAUGCAUGGCAUUGUUCAGCUCAACGAAUACAAUUAUUUUGGCGCUAUCAUCGCUCUCGACGAAUUAUUACACAGUUUAAAGAUAUCGUUUUGCUCGUUCUUAAACGUCAUAAUUCAGCUUGUACAAUUCAACGUUGGUGGCGUGCAUGUUUCCUUUUUAAAUUUAUAGCUAAACAACGCUCUUCCACUAUACGAAUACAAGCUGCAUGGAAAGGUUUUCGAACUCGUAAACAUUUGUUCACUUUAGCUCAGUCUUCAAAAAAAGGGACAAACUGUACAAAAAUAUCAAGUCAAACAAGCAGCCGAGCAAUGCAUCCUGUCUCUUCGGUUACAUCCAAGUCGAAAUCUGUUGCAAUUUGUCAGAAUUCGAAGUCAACACUUCAAAAAGAAAAGUGUUUGCUAUCACUUUCACCCUUGGAAGCUAAGUCUUUCCUAGAUAUUUGUUCUCGUUUGACUAAAGCAACAGAACUUGCUCACACUAAUCCACAUUUAACUUUAGCUUCAAAAGCUCGAAAUGCAUUAAAACAAAUUUCUCAUUCUACAUCGGUAAACCAAAUACUUGAUGCAAUCAGACUUCUAGAAACAAUUACUGGUUUGUCCAUAGAACUUUGCUAUUGGACAGUUGGUUUACCGCCGCCUCCUAAUAAUAAAUCAAUAUGCAAUGAAUCUAUUAAUGAGCAAAAUACAGAUUCACCAUGUGCACUUAUUCGUUUCUUUCAAAUUAUGAUGGCUUGCAAUCGUUCUGUUCCACAUGAAGAUAUUUUCGUAGCGAUUACAGGGAUUUUUUUAAAUAUUGCAAGACGUAAAGACUUUGUUAGUAAUUUGAAUUUAUGGUGGAAUCCUUUAUCGUUUAAGUCAAAUAGACUAACAGUUACUAAUGAGAAUGAAAAUGAUAGUGGUGAGGAUGAUGAAUUCCAGCCACCAGCUAUUGUACGACUAUUAAAUACUCAAUUAAGACGUCAUCAAAGUCUUCCAGGUCUAUGUAGUACAACUGGAUCUGAUUUACAACUUAGCAUGUCUACACAAUCACACUUCAAAAAACUUAAUCGUGUUAAUUCGUUUGAAUCGAAAUUACCACCGAAUUCCGUGUCUAUUACUCAAAAUAUGAGUUUAGUUGAAGUUCUAAUGGAAAUACUUCAAAGGACAUGGCGUGCUCGUCCUGGGACAGUGAGUGUACGUUUAUUCAGUCGUACUUGUUGUGUCCUGGCGCUUAUAUUCAAUUCAGCUCCUUCUCAUUUAUUCUCCGAUAACCAUUGUAUAUUGCCUACAUUACAAGAAAUUUAUGAAGGACUUUAUCGUCGAUCUGAUCCACAUUCUCGAUUUCGCCUUAAUUUCGAUCCAACCGGUGAUUCUACUAAUUCUCUCAAUGUUAAUGAAGUUCGUUUAAAAGCAUCGAAUACUGAAAUGAAAAAACUUCGUGCUCAUCUCAGUUGUGAAUUGGAUUGGCAUUUUCGUCCAAUCAAAUUUCGUCCGAAUCCAUUGCUAGCAAUUCAAUAUUUAUUAUUAAUUGCAGUGAGAAAAUCUACCAAUGAUGUAUAUGUAUAA
Messenger RNA from Schistosoma turkestanicum, 5757 nucleotides. The record is from the annotation of a GenBank genome assembly. NCBI's taxonomy places the organism in Eukaryota, Metazoa, Platyhelminthes, Trematoda, Strigeidida, Schistosomatidae.